GAUGACGAUUUACGACAGUAUUUUGACGUAAAAGAAAAGCGCAUUGUUUCCGAGUAAACAAACUACUUUCGUAAUUUCUUUUUCCGUGUACACGAAAGAAUAAAUAUUUUUCCAAGAUGACUAUGGCAAUGCUGCAACGGAGGGCUAACGUAAGAUUGCCUCCAGAAGUAAAUAGAGUAUUAUAUAUUAGGAACUUGCCUUAUAAAAUUACAGCGGAAGAAAUGUAUGAUAUUUUUGGUAAAUAUGGAGCUAUCAGACAAAUUCGAGUGGGAAACACAGCUGAGACCAGAGGAACAGCUUUUGUUGUUUACGAAGAUAUAUUUGAUGCUAAGAAUGCAUGUGAUCAUUUAAGUGGAUUUAAUGUUUGCAAUAGAUACUUGGUAGUUUUAUAUUAUCAAAGUAAUAAAGCAUUUAAGCGGGUGGAUGUAGAUAAAAAGAUGGAAGAAAUAGAUAAGUUGAAGACAAAAUAUAAUCUCAAUGAAGAGAAGAAAUAAUGUAAUUCUAAUUCAGUCAAAUAUAAUGCUAUGACACUUUAUAAUGAAAUACAUGUUACAAUUUCAGAGGCAAUAUCCAUUUAUGUGACCUAUAAGUACAAGUAAUUUGCUUCACAUUUUUGACUAAAGACCAUUCACAGAAAAUGGCAUAAUAUGGAAGUAAUAUAUGAAAAUGAAGUUUGUAUAUGAACAUUGUAGCUGUACAAUGAUUACUAUAAGUUUAAAUAAAUAUAUUUUUCUUUGA
Molecule: messenger RNA, 738 nt
Organism: Megachile rotundata (alfalfa leafcutting bee)
Lineage: Eukaryota; Metazoa; Arthropoda; Insecta; Hymenoptera; Megachilidae
Gene: Sf3b6
Product: splicing factor 3B subunit 6
Cellular component (GO): cytoplasm; nucleus
Molecular function (GO): mRNA binding
Source: RefSeq, a predicted model, not a curated record